UUCAUAUCUGUCAUUGUUUGAUCGUGAUAACUUGUUAUUGUGAUUUCUUUCGAUUUUUUUCACUAUUUUUUUUCUCUGUUUUAUCUAUUUACGUCAUUUGUCAUCGAAAAAAAUGUAUCCAUCAAAUUCAUCAUCAACUAAUAUCGAUGAUGAUAAUCAAUCAAAUGAAGAAUUGAAUUCGAUGUUAGCACAAUGUGAUGAAAUCGAUAAUCAAUUAAUCAAAAUGAUUGAAUCAUUAUCAUCAAAUUUGGAUAAAUUCAAUAAAUUCGAUCAAAUGGUGGAACAAUUGAAUCAAGCUGAAACAAAACUUUUAAAUUUUUCACAAAAAUUGGAUAAAUUAUUUAGCCAUCAUAAUUUAUCAUUGGAUUUAAUUGACAUUGAACAAAAUCAAAUCGAUAAUGAUGAUGAU
Molecule: messenger RNA, 409 nt
Organism: Dermatophagoides pteronyssinus (European house dust mite)
Lineage: Eukaryota; Metazoa; Arthropoda; Arachnida; Sarcoptiformes; Pyroglyphidae
Biological process (GO): regulation of transcription by RNA polymerase II
Molecular function (GO): RNA polymerase II cis-regulatory region sequence-specific DNA binding; DNA-binding transcription factor activity
Source: RefSeq, a predicted model, not a curated record